Molecule: messenger RNA, 1123 nt
Organism: Marmota flaviventris (yellow-bellied marmot)
Lineage: Eukaryota; Metazoa; Chordata; Mammalia; Rodentia; Sciuridae
Source: RefSeq, a predicted model, not a curated record
AUGGCGCCAGACGCGCUUUGCGACAGCAGAACCGACAACCCCGCCCUCGCCAGGGGAAGCGAUAUAUUGAACUAUUCGCUUUACGGCAAGGGGAAAAAGGCUCAGCGCUGGGAUGAGAUGAAUAUCCUGGCCACUUAUCACCCUUCUGAUAAGGACUAUGGCUUUAUGAAGGUGGACGAACCCAGCACCCCCUACCGCAGACUGCAGGACAGUGAUGAGGACCUGUUGGCAGGGUCCUCCGUCAAGGUGACUCCUGAAGUGCUAGAAGAGAGGUUUGCAACAAUGGACAAUUUCCUCCCCAAGGUCCUCCAGUAUGGUGACAAUAGAAGCUCAGGAGCUGCAGACAACUUUUCCAAGACACACUCCUGUAAUUUUGACAAGCACCGUAAGACACACUACACUGAAGGGAAGUUCCUCAAGUCUCAGAAAAACCUGCCCUUGGAACAUGAUGAGGACAGCUGUAGUGCCGGCAUCAGCAGUGGUGUUAGAGGUGUGACUAUAGAGCCAAAGCCCAGGCCUGUGGAGAGAUGCUGGGCAGGAGGACUAGCCAAAAGAGUCAAUGAUGAAACUGACAUGCUUGCCUCGAGACCCGUCCUAGAUGUCAAAGAUUCCUCUAGCUGCAGAAAUCAGUUCCCCUCAGCUUCAACCCCCAUUCCAUCGGAGCAAAUCGAUCUGCAACGCAGGGAGUAUUAUAGCCAAGGAAGAUACCUGAGGUCUGACUCACACCCAGAACCUGAAGAGGACAUAGAAGAUGAGCAGCAGCAGCACAGAACUACCAUGUCAUCCAAAGACAAUAGGUCUCCAGUGACAUCCAGCUGGUGUCAGUGGCUAGAGGCCAAGAGGCAGAACUGCCGAAGCCCAGGGAGCUCAGAGAGGGAACAUAGACACAGCCAGAACCCUCCAACCCAGAACGGGCGCAGACGUGAGCCUGGGCAGAGGCAAGGAGGUGGUUGCAUUGGCCUGGGAGGCAGAGGGUCUGAGUGGAUGAAACUCUGCGGCUCCAAUGGACUCAGGAAGAAGAAUCCAGACAAUGGAAAAUGUAGCACCUUAGGAUGGGGUGAGGGCAACCUUACCCUGCACUUACCACCUUAGGAGUAGACAAUAAAAAAGAAGAAGAGCAGGA